Molecule: messenger RNA, 2876 nt
Organism: Schistosoma guineensis
Lineage: Eukaryota; Metazoa; Platyhelminthes; Trematoda; Strigeidida; Schistosomatidae
Source: the annotation of a GenBank genome assembly
GAUAUUUAGAUGUACUGCUGUACGUAGAUGUUUUGAAUUAACAGAGUAGACUUUUGAUUAUAAUGGCUGGUGAUCGAGGAUAUUCAGGUGGCGAUUUUGCCGGAAACAACUUCGAGGAGUAUGACGACGAGGAGUACUGUGAUAGAGCAGAUGAUGAUGAUGACGAUGAAGAGGAAGAUGAUGAUGAAGACGAUUAUAAAGAGGAAAAUGCUCGUCAGGAAACAGAAGAACAAGCACGAAUGCUACUUGAAAAAGCCAAGACAUCCAAGGUUGUUUUUGUCGUGCGAACGAAUGUUGCGUUUCAUGGGUCGGUGGUCGAUGAUUGCCCUGUUCCUGGAAUGGCUGUAAGCUUCCAAGUUAAAGAUUUUCUGCAUAUUAAAGAAAAAUUUAAUAAUGAAUGGUGGAUUGGUCGGUUAGUGAAAGAAGGUUGUGAUGUUGGCUUUAUUCCGUCACCAGCGAAAUUGGAGGCUAUGCAAAAUUUCGGUGCUAGAGGUAUGAGCAAAAGUUCCACAGGUAAUUUUGAUAAUUCACGAACUGGAAAUUCAAGGCCAUCAACACCACCAGCUGAUGGUGCUGACACCAUUAACAGAAGUUAUGAUGAAGACAGUAAUCCCAGACGAGAAACACCAUCAGGUAAAGCUUCCGUCAGUGCAAGAGCGGGUCGUAAGCCAUUUUUUAAGAAAAGUGAUAAUUUACCUCCUUACGACGUUGUACCAUCUAUGCGUCCAGUAGUUCUAAUUGGUCCUUCUUUAAAAGGUUAUGAAGUAACUGACAUGAUGCAGAAAGCCUUGUUUGACUUUUUAAAACGGCGUUUUGAAGGAAGGAUUAUCAUAACUAGAGUGACGGCUGACAUAUCACUUGCUAAACGAUCCCUACUUAAUAACCCUACUAGAAGAGCUAUUAUGGAUAAAUCUUCUACAAGAAAUCAAUCUUUAGAGGUUCAACAGGAAAUCGAACGCAUAUUUGAUUUAGCUCGUACACAACAACUCGUCGUACUGGACUGUGAUACAAUUAAUCAUCCAAGUCAAUUAUCUAAAACAUCUCUUGCACCAAUUACAGUUUAUUUAAAAAUAAGUUCAACAAAAGUACUUCAACGUUUGAUUAAAACACGUGGUAAAUCUCAAGCGCGAAACAUGAAUGUUCAAAUGGUUGCAGCUGAAAAACUUUUGCAAUGUACUAAUGAUCAGUUUGAUGUGAUUUUAGAAGAAAACCAACUUCCAGAUGCCUGUGAACAUUUAGCUGAAUAUUUAGAAGCAUAUUGGAGAGCCAGUCAUCCAACUGGUAAAGUCACAAAAGCUGAACGUAUCCUUGGAAUUGGGACAGGUGCAAACUCAAAUCAGUCUGUUGAAAACGAGAUGUCACAUGGAACGCAUCGACGUCAAAGUAAUGCAUUUAAAAAUGACAAAAGAAAAGGCAAAAUUGAUCAAGAUUAUAAUGGAUCUAGAGAUUAUUCAAAUUCAAUUUCUUCACCAAGACGAGGUUCAACUCAAUUCGAAAAUAAUAGACGACGUUACGUGGAUGAACAAGAAUUACUUUCAGAUGAUGAUUAUCGUCACAAACCACAUAAUGAAGUACGGACUGUUUGGAAUAAUACUGAAAAGAAUAUUUAUUCGCCAUCUCAUGAACAUCGUUUAUCGCCUAAUCAGGCAUUGCAACAUGACAGACAAAUGAAAGAAUCUAAUCGCAUAAAUCCUAUAUCUGUUGGAAUUCAUAACAGAUAUAAUCAUCAUCCACAAUAUGAUACUGAAGAAUCUGAUUCACCUUUGGAGAAUGAUCGCUUUCUUGUAGACUCAGGUUAUCCAAAAACUCGAAGAAGUCGUCAAGGUUCAAUCAUGAUUUAAAUAAACUGUAAUUUUAUUUGCUUAGCAUAAUAAUAAUCAUAAUCAUAAAUGAAUAUCUUUACUGAUUAAUUUUUACUCUUCUACUUUAACAUUUAGUGUAACAUAAUGUAAAGUGACAUAGCAUAAUAAUACUUCAUACAUAUAUUAGUAAUAUUUUGUAUCACAUUAUUAUUCAAAUUUAUUCCCUUUAAUUGUUACUUUUGUUUUCCUUUUAUUUUGUGAUUUUAUUUAUCGUUAAAGUUUACAUUCCUAAUAAGCCUUUUUAUUAGUUUAUAACUACGCACAAUAUCCUUUAUUAUCAUUGAGAAUAUUAAUUAAGUUUAUUUGAGUAUUUUAUCUCUUUUUAUAAAGUAUAUCAUGUUCAAGCUUUCAAUAUCAAGUAUAAAUUACAUUAUAAUGUAUAUAAUGAUGAAAUUAUAGUAAAUAAUUAGAUGUCAUAAAUGAAUGAUUUUAUUAUCUUAUUUCAAUUAUAUCACCUAAUCUUGUAUUUGAUUGACUUAAAUAUUUUGUGUCAAAAAUUUCAUAAAAUUAAACCAUUUGUUGAUUGAUCAUUUAAAGUGUUUAAACUUUUUUUUUACUCAAAUUUAAAAUAUCUAAAAUCCUCACUUAAAUAUCUGUAUAUUUCCUUAGAAUUGUGAAUUAAUAUUCAUUGUUUAUGACUUCUAACACAAUAAAAUUUCAUAUGUAAGACUGUUGAAAAGAAUAUUCCAUAAGAAAAAGAGCAUUUAGCGAAGAAAAUUUUCAUUUCGACGAAAUCAUUUACUUAAGCUGUACAUUCGUAUAUAUAGGUAUAUGGAAAAUGUAUGUCUAUAGGAGGAUAGAAAAAAUUGCAUUACCAAAAUGGAUUCGAGGAUAAAUAACAAAUGAGGUUAUGUACUAAUCAAAGGGUAAGGAAGAAAAUCGUUUAUGGGUCAGAUAAUGAUUUCGUCCAAAAGAAAAUUUUCUUCGCUGAAUUCUCUUUCUUAUUCUUAUUCAAUGACACUAUGGGUUAUUUUAAUUAUCAAAAGAAUAUUCAUAAAUAAAAAGUAUUUCUUU